Messenger RNA from Pundamilia nyererei, 3487 nucleotides. It is a transcript of the gene itgb5, whose product is annotated as integrin, beta 5. Bases 539 to 2950 code for a protein of 803 amino acids. Gene Ontology annotation, molecular function: integrin binding. The transcript is spliced from 16 exons. Gene Ontology annotation, biological process: stress fiber assembly; cell-cell adhesion; integrin-mediated signaling pathway. The record is from RefSeq and is a predicted model, not a curated record. Lineage: Eukaryota; Metazoa; Chordata; Actinopteri; Cichliformes; Cichlidae. Gene Ontology annotation, cellular component: cell surface; focal adhesion; integrin complex.
UCCCUGGCAGGGAGUGGGCGGAGAUUCCAGCUGGAAGCAAACCGAGAAAGCAACGCUCAAAUCUGAAAGGAAAAUCACAGUUGAGCGCAGUUUUUGUUCGUGUAAUUUGGGACGGGAUUUUUUCUUCUUUUAGCGAUCUUUGAGUGGAUUUGAAACGAGAGGUGCUAUGAAGCUGAAGUGUGAGAGCAGUUGUCAGCUGAGGGUAGAGUAGACGUGGAAGGCUGCAGAGGCGUCAGACACUGAAGCCUGAGUUAAGAGAGCAGAUCAACAGGACGGUGCAGAGCGCUGACUCUCACACUUGAAGACAAUGGAACUGCUGUCCCUCACCUCACACGGAUCAUUCACUGUGAUGAGCCCCAAACCCGCGUGUCUGUGGAUGUGAAAUGGUCUAAACACGCCACACUGUUUUGAUUUGCACGGAUCAGCUGGACUUAUUCUGGUGAGCGCGCUGAUGGGAGAGUAACACGGUGCCAUCGGUUCCUGAAGAGAUACGAAGCCGGUGUUUCCCUAAGCCUUUAAAAACACCCACAGGGACACCAUGUGGAGCCUCGGGACGUGGAUGUUGCAGGCGGCUCUGUGUUGCGUGCUUCUGCAAACAGUGCUGCCCAGUGCCAGAGGUCUCAACAUGUGCAUGAGUGGCAGUGCUACUUCCUGUGAAGAAUGCCUCCUGAUUCACCCCAGUUGCGCCUGGUGCGCACAAGAGGAUUUUGGAAGGGGGCGCAGUCUGACAUCACGGUGUGACUUUAGUCAAAACCUGUUGAAGAGAGGCUGUGACGAACACUUCAUUGAAUACCCAACCAGCAGCAUCAACGUCCUGCAGAACAUACCCCUAAGUUCAAAAGGGUCUGGGUCAACCCAGUAUGAUGUGGUCCAGAUUAUGCCACAGAAGAUCUCUCUCAGCCUGCGACCCGGAGACCAGACGUGGUUCAGCCUGCAGGUGCGGCAGGUGGAGGACUACCCGGUGGAUCUCUACUACCUGAUGGACCUCUCUCUUUCAAUGAAAGAUGAUCUGGACACCAUUCGCAACCUGGGCACUAAGCUAGCCCACGAGAUGGGCAAGCUCACCAGCAAUUUCAGGCUAGGCUUCGGCUCAUUUGUGGACAAAAACAUGUCCCCGUUCUCCUACAUGGCACCAAAGUACCAGGAGAACCCAUGCAAUGGGUACAAGCUGUUUCCCAACUGUGUCCCCAGCUUUGGUUUCCGCCACAUCCUCUCGCUGACUGACAAAGUGGACCGUUUUAACGAGGAGGUGCAGAAGCAGAUGGUAUCUCGCAAUAGAGACGCACCGGAGGGCGGCUUUGACGCCAUCCUUCAGGCUGCUGUUUGUAAGGAAAAAAUAGGCUGGAGGAAAGAGGCCCUUCACCUGCUGGUGUUCGCCACAGACGAUGUACCUCACCUCGCUCUGGACGGCAGGCUCGGUGGUCUUGUCCAUCCCCACGAUGGACAGUGUCACCUCAAUGACAACAACGAGUACAGCGCUUCCACAAAGAUGGACUAUCCUUCUCUGGCUCUUCUCGGGGAGAAACUGGCAGAAAACAACAUCUUCCUCAACUUUGCUGUGACAAAAAGGCUGUACGUGAUCUACAAGAAUUUUACUGCACUCAUCCCAGGGACCACAGUAGAAAUCCUUGAUCAGGAUUCCAAGAAUGUCAUCCAGCUGAUUAUUGCAGCCUACAAUAACAUCCGUUCGAAAGUAGAACUGUCAGUGUGGGACCACCCAGAGGACCUCAGCCUUUCCUUCACUGCCACCUGUCAGGAUGGAAACCCACUGCCAGGCCUCAGGAAGUGUGCUGACCUGAAGAUAGGAGACACUGUCUCGUUCAACGUCAGUGUGGAGGCGAGGAGCUGUCCUCCCCGUGGGACUGACCGCAGAUUCACAAUCAAGCCGGUGGGCUUUAAAGACCGCCUGGAAGUGGCCGUGGAUUACGAGUGUGACUGCGGCUGCAGCCGGAAUGCACAAAACAAUAGCGUCAUCUGCAGCUCCAUAGGUACUUAUAACUGUGGGACUUGCCAAUGUGAGCCCGGCUACCUGGGUGCCCGCUGUGAAUGCCAGGAGGGUGAGACAAGCAACAUGUUUCUCAGCGCCUGCCGGGAAUCCGAGGGCAAACAGAUCUGCAGUGGACGAGGCGAGUGCAGCUGCAACCAGUGCCUGUGCUAUGAAUCGGAGUUCGGAAAGAUCUACGGCAGCUUCUGCGAGUGCGACGACUUCUCCUGUGCUCGACACAAAGGCAUCCUCUGCUCAGGUCAUGGUGAGUGUCACUGUGGGGAGUGUAAAUGCCAUGCCGGUUACAUUGGCGACAACUGCAACUGCUCGACAGAAACAUCGGGCUGCAUUUCAGAUGACGGGCAGAUGUGCAGCGGGCGAGGCAGCUGUGUGUGCGGCCGCUGUCAGUGCACUGAGCCCGGAGCCUUUGGAGAAACCUGCGAAAAAUGCCCCACUUGCCCCGAUGCCUGCGGCACAAAGAGGGAGUGCAUUGAGUGCCGGCUUUUCAAUUCUGGAAGGCUUGCGGACAAUGAGACUUGCCAGCGACAGUGCAAGGAUCACAUCAUCCCUGUGGAGACUCUCAAAACUGACGAGCCCGGCGCUGUGCUUUGUUUGUACAAGACAGACGACGAUUGUGUCAUGAAGUUCACAUAUUCUGAGCACGCCAGCGGACAAUCUAUACUCUCAGCUCUUAAAGAGCCAGAGUGCGUCAGGGGACCAGAUGCCCUGAUGGUGCUGGUGGCAGUGGUUGGGAGCAUCUUGUUGGUAGGACUGUUGCUGCUCGCUGCCUGGAAGCUGGUCAUCACUAUCCACGACCGGCGUGAGUUUGCCCGCUUCCAGAGCGCCCGCUCGCGUGCCCGAUAUGAAAUGGCCUCUAACCCUCUGUACAAGCACCCCAUCUCUACACAUUUUGUGGAAACAGAUUUCAGCAUGUACAGCAAGUCCUACAAUGGAGGGCUCCACUGAUCCCUCAGUACAGGGCGCGGCGGGACCGGUCCAACAAGUAGAUCAAGGAGACGUGCCUGAGGUGGAUGGUGGACUGAGCACACUCACCCGUCUGCACAGUGCACACCCACGGCGAUGGCAGAAGAGAAAUGACUUAAAGUGUGUUCAAAGAGAAGUCUGUGGCCUUUUUUUGUUUUAUUUUCACCCGGGAGAUUCAAACCACCUGUGUCUGUGCUUCACCGAACAAAUUAACACCACCCUCGUCGUGAUCGGGAUACAGAGUGAUUAGGGUUAGAAGUGAGCUCGUCUGCAGUUAUUCAUCAUAGACCAACUUGUGGAAACCAUAACUCCAGCCACAUAAAAGCGCUGCUCAUUCUGUACAGAUCAGGCAAGAUAUUGGCUUCUCUUUGUAUAUUUUUGUAGGUGUUGAAGAUGCAUUUUUAGCACAGACUGCGCACCCAGCACGACUCUGAACUGCAGAUGAUUCCAAUUCACAUGAUUCUUAAAAAGCACAUAUUUCUGAGGGGCCGGGGCUAUUAAAAUGUUUGGUACUACUAA